AAUCCCAGCAAGCAGCAUCCUGACUGGAGUUAUUGUCAUGGUCUCUAUCCCAGGGUACUCAUCAUAUACAAGGGAGCGGUCAUACACCUUAUUACGAUGAUCGGUUCGAGGAAAAACUAAAUAAACAGCAGUGACGUACAGAGAAGCCGGGGCAUGUUCGAUUUUUUAAUUUAGCAAUGUGUGCGCCACCGCGUUAGAAUAUCAGUGCUGUGGUAUAGUGUACAUGCAAAUUAAACACAGAGGGGAUGUUUUUACUUGAUUCUAUUGAUUUGCUUGUUUUAUUUAGUUUGUGGGAUUGCGGCAUUACUGCACGUCCCUUUAUAUAUGUGUUAAAUAGUGUCACCGUUUGCAAAAUGUCCCGUCUUCUCGAGCAUAAAACAACUUGACAAGUAAAACCUAGUCUGAUUGGUUUAAUGAAAACAGCCCUAGUGUCAACAGGCACAGUGAUUUAGCAGUCCAGCACUGUCCUUGCAAAACGCUUAGUAACAAUAUGCGAAUUAUAUAAAGGCAAAAACGAGUGUGUGAAGCAUGUAACUGGGAAACGCGUCCGCUCAGCGAGACCGGACAGACAGGCUACUGUACUGUAAAAGUUAGCAGGCUUCUUUUCAUACUGAUAGCACGCAAUCGCUGUGUUUUACUGCUGUGCUUUCACCAUAUUACCGCAAUACACUUUUAUAACGCGUAUAAAGUGCUGUGUGGCAAUUUAUAAAAACUCGUCUUUUUCAGUCUCUACUAGUUGAGACUGGAGACAUCUACCAUCACUGCCUUUGCAAGUUAUAAAAACCUAGUCUUUUUUUCAUUCUCUACUAGUUGAGACUGGAGACAUCUACUUUGCAAGUUAUAAAAACCUCGUCGUUUUUUAGUUUCUGCUAGUUGAGACUGACAACUACCACCACUGUCUUUGCAAAUUCUACAAAUUGUACAGUCUGGAAUCCUGCUCAGAUUAAACGCGCAGCAGCAUGGACAGUGCGGCGGUGCACCACAAUGUUAAGAAUUACUAUGGAAAACGUUUGCAGAAGUCUGAAGACCUGCAAAGCAAUGCUUCUUGUAGCAGAGGGUGCCGGCCCAUGCCUGACAGUGCCAGAGAGGCUCUCAAACUGGUCCACCCAGAUGUCUGCUCACGGUAUUUCGGCUGUGGGCUGGUGGUCCCGGAGAGUCUGGAGGGCUGUAAGGUCCUGGAUUUGGGUAGUGGCUCAGGACGAGACUGCUACAUCCUCAGCAAACUGGUGGGGCAGACUGGCCAUGUGACAGGAGUGGACAUGACCGCUGAAAUGAUCUUGACAUCACGCAGAUAUCUCCAGUACCACCAGGAGAAGUUUGGAUUUGAGAAAGCGAAUACUGAUUUUGUUCAAGGCUAUCUGGAGAGCCUGGGAGAGGCUGGCAUCCAGAGUGACAGCUGUGAUGUCCUGAUCUCAAACUGUGUAAUAUGUCUGUGUCCUGACAAGAGAGCCGUCCUUCAGGAAGCACAUCGGGUUCUCAAGGAUGGUGGAGAAUUUUAUUUCAGCGACUUGUACUCCAGCAAGGCUGUACCUGAAAGUUUAAAACAGGAUCCAGUUGUGUGGGGAGAGGGAAUGGGAGGGGCCCUCUACUGGAAGGAUUUGAUUUCCGUGGUGAAGGAGCUGGGGUUCAGCACACCAUACCUGGUUACUGCAAGCAAGAUCUUGGUCCACAACUGUGAAAUUCUGAAAAAAACAGGGGAUAUCGCUUAUGCUUCUGGGACUUACCGUUUCUUCAAGUUGCCCAAGAGCAGACCUAACAAGAGAGCAGUGGUGACUUACAGAGGAACGAUCCCUGACUGUGCAGAGCAGCUGGACUUCGACGCCGUCCACGUGUUUAAAAAAGGUGAAGCUGUGUCAGUCGAUGCAGAGAUGGCUGCUGUUCUGCAAUGCUCUCGCUUUGCUCCUCAUUUCACUAUUCAGAGCUCUGAUAUCACAAGUGCUGGUGAGGAGGAGACUCAGCAGUAUUGCCACCUCGACCCCUUCCUCCUUGCUGAUAGGCUGGGUUCAUCAGUUCAGAAGAGUUCCAAGCCCGGGCCGUGUGACAAGAAGGAAGGGGCGGGCGCUCCCUGAGAAGCACCCACAUCGCUUCACACAACAUGUCCUGUGCCUGUUUUAAAGCCCAAUACGGCUCACAUGCAUUAUACUGUAAAUUGCAUUCCAGAUUUGCCUCAUGAAUUGAUUCGUACCGCUGCUGCCUUACUGAAGAGGUGUUAUUAUACAAGCCUAUGUGAAGAUACAAUAGGGAGCAAGCUUCAUAGAAACAUGACACAGUGGUCUGUGUCCACGCAGCAUGGGCAUGUCUCAGGGCUGACGUGAUUCACCUGGACUCUGCUCCUUCUCUAAACUCAAGUAAAAAAAACAGUCUGCACAGUUCUUAGAAAUGCUGAUUGCUACAAAAGUGAAGCACUUCCCCAGGUGAUACACUAGACUGCUGCCACAGCAUCAACAGACACUACUAAACCAGUUAAGAGAAGUCACUGGAACCACAGAUACCCAGUUGUUACAGCAGGCCUUG
This is a messenger RNA of Polyodon spathula (Mississippi paddlefish), 2514 nucleotides long. RefSeq lists its product as uncharacterized. Bases 960 to 2069 code for a protein of 369 amino acids. Gene Ontology annotation, molecular function: arsenite methyltransferase activity. Gene Ontology annotation, biological process: toxin metabolic process; arsonoacetate metabolic process. Gene Ontology annotation, cellular component: cytosol. Lineage: Eukaryota; Metazoa; Chordata; Actinopteri; Acipenseriformes; Polyodontidae. The record is from RefSeq and is a predicted model, not a curated record. The transcript has 11 exons.